UGGGAUAUACUGGUAAACACACAAAUUUGAUGUUCUUUUAUGUUCCCAAAAAUGACUUAUUUUCCAGGAUGAAUAUUGUCGUCAGUCAUUGUUGGGUCAUGGACCAUGUUUCUGAGGUGAGUUCCGCCGUGUUUUCGGAUGCGCAGUGCGCUUUGCUCCCGCUGCUGACUUGGACUAUUGCAGCAGGACUGUCCGAGAGUGUAACGCUGGUGUCUACGAGACACUUCCACUGAUAGCUGACUUAUUACGACUUCAUCGAAUUGUUUCGCCAUGGAACAUCGGUGGUCUUUUGUCAUUACGCAACGUCUUCUUUUCGACCUCUGCAGCGGAGGAACUGGUCUGAGCCCUCUUUAAAGAUUUUUGUUUUUUAUAUAUAUAAAACUGCAUUUACCGAGUAGCCUACAUCUGCCACUUCUGAGAAAACAGCAAACGUAAUUUUUUUUUGCCAAUUAACCAGAUGGACUCUGCUCCGGUGGAGGUAUCAGCUUAUUUUUGACUCUCACGGGGAAAUGACUGACAACCAGGAAACCCCAGAUGCUCAGGACACGACUCCGUCCGGGAGAGCGACCUUGCCGCUCCGGCCGCCUUGUGAGCGCCUUUCAUGCCACAAGAGCAACGUGUGCUCCCGCUCCUAUUUCGUAGUAGUAAUGGUGUUUUUUCAUGUAUAUAUCAUUAACGUUAUAGCACUGCUGUUUUACGUGCACUACAGCAGCGGACAGGAACAUGCGACCCAGAGUCGUGAUGCUCCCAGCAGUAACCAGCGCCUUGAGUCUCGACGUCCGCCAUCAAAACCUGUAUUUCUGCGCGAUGUUUCCCUCUCAAGAGUCGAGGGAAUUAGAGUGGGACAUGUCCAGAGCCUGUCACUGGUGCCAGGGAAAGUGCAUGAAAUGCGGACUCUUAGUCUAAAACCUCUGCUGUUUGAGAUCCCUGGGUUUCUGUCCGAGGAUGAGUGCCGGGUUGUGAUGCAACUGGCACAGCUGAAGGGUCUAAUGGAAAGUCAGCUAAUGGUGCAAGAAGACCAGGAAGAACUGGCAAGGGAGCUCAACCUUAGCCCAGAGGAGAUCUUCAACCUUCUUGAUAACAACCAGGAUGGGCAGUUGCAGAUUCAUGAGAUACUGACUCAUUCUCGAGUGAGGGACGGCAUCUGGCUCACACCUGAGAAUCUUCGAGAAAUCUACGCUGGGCUAAACGUUGACAAGGAUGGCAAUGGUUUGUUGAGUCUGGAAGAGUUCAGGCUUCUGAGCAAUGAUGCCUUCCAGCGCUUCCUGCUGCAGCGAGGAGUGGAAAGGAGUCAGCUGGUGAGGAACAGCAGACACACCUGGCUCUACCAGGGCAAAGGAGCCCACCAGGUUCUCCAAGACAUCAAGGCAAGAGUGACUCGCCUCACCCGGCUUCCGCCUACAUUAGUGGACCUCAGUGAGCCACUCCAGGUGGUGUGCUAUCAGGAGGGAGGGCACUACCAUGCUCACCAUGACAGCGGCCCUGUUUAUCCUGAAACCGCUUGCACGCACACACGCCUCGCAGCCAACACCUCCACCCCUUUUGAGACAUCUUGCAGGUACAUCACAGUUCUCUUCUACCUGAACUCUGUUGAUGGGGGCGGGGAGACCGCAUUCCCUGUGGCAGACAACAGGACCUAUGAUGAAGUGUCUCUCAUACAGAAUGACGUGGAUCUUUUGGACACAAGAAGGAACUGUGACAAGAGUAACCUGAGGGUGAAGCCUGCCAAAGGGACAGCUGUUUUCUGGUACAACUACCUUUCAGAUGGAAAAGGUUGGGUGGGGGAGCAGGAUGAAUAUGCUCUGCAUGGAGGCUGCAUGGUCACUCGUGGCACUAAGUGGGUUGCCAAUAAAUGGAUCAACAUCGAUCCAGAUUACCAACGGCAGGCUCACUACCAGCAGUUGGUGUCACAGCAGCCAGAAGACGAGGACGAUGGUCUGACUCUGAGCCCUGACAUGCAGGGUACUGAUAUUCAUCAAGACCUGUAGCUCAUAAACCAAAUUUAUAUGAAACUAUAUACAAUCUACUUAGCCUUUCUCAGUCCUGUGCACAAUGUUUUUGGUAUGUCUGUGGCCAGCAUGUAGAGGACAAGAUUUAUUCAGGGAAUGAGGUCACAGUGAGUUUAUGCAACUGUAAAGAAAGUUUUUUGUUAAAUACUGUUUGGAUUUUGCAAUCUUGUUGUUUUUCAAUCAAUUAUUUCAGAUUUUAGGAAUGUUGCACUAGAAACUCAGUGAAGGAGUUGAGACAAAAGCCUUCCUUUGCAUGCACAUGUUUUGCUGUUGCUAGGAGCAAAAACUGCACUUGAAAAUUGAAAUGGCAGCUGUUAGCAUAUCAAUGUGCCACCUUAUUCUUGCUGCCAUCACCAAAAAUGUAACGCAUGUUGCCUUGUCUCUGUUUCUUGAAUUCAUUGUUGUUGUUUCUUUUCUGCCCUAUUGUUCUAGAUUAAAAUGCACAAUUGUUUGCAUGUUUCAUGGUAUUAUUUUUUUCUUAAUUUCUCUAAAAAUGCACUAUGUCACUCCCCUACACUGAAUAAACCUAAACUGUAUCCUGUCAAAAUUAGGUG
Messenger RNA from Monopterus albus (swamp eel), 2563 nucleotides. It is a transcript of the gene p4htmb, whose product is annotated as prolyl 4-hydroxylase, transmembrane b. Gene Ontology annotation, biological process: peptidyl-proline hydroxylation to 4-hydroxy-L-proline. The record is from RefSeq and is a predicted model, not a curated record. Gene Ontology annotation, molecular function: iron ion binding; procollagen-proline 4-dioxygenase activity; L-ascorbic acid binding. NCBI's taxonomy places the organism in Eukaryota, Metazoa, Chordata, Actinopteri, Synbranchiformes, Synbranchidae. The coding region runs from base 510 to 1988 and encodes 492 amino acids. The transcript is spliced from 9 exons. Gene Ontology annotation, cellular component: endoplasmic reticulum.